Cryptococcus wingfieldii CBS 7118 is the source of this 1599-nucleotide messenger RNA. RefSeq lists its product as hypothetical. The record is from RefSeq and is a predicted model, not a curated record. Gene Ontology annotation, molecular function: carbohydrate:proton symporter activity. The coding region runs from base 1 to 1599 and encodes 532 amino acids. NCBI's taxonomy places the organism in Eukaryota, Fungi, Basidiomycota, Tremellomycetes, Tremellales, Cryptococcaceae. Gene Ontology annotation, biological process: transmembrane transport; carbohydrate transport. The transcript has 9 exons. Gene Ontology annotation, cellular component: membrane.
AUGACCGGUGGCUCCUCUCAUGUCGACUGGAGGUCUAUUCCAAAUGCAAUCGACCACACUCCUUGGCCGAAGAACCGCGGUCUGUCCAAACUCUUCUUCUUCUCCUCCGUCCUAUAUAUGGGCCAGUUCUUGAAUGGCUAUGAUGGAACUAUCACUGGAGGUCUCCAAGCUCUGCCUGAUUGGAACAAAGACCUGGGGUACCCGUCUGCUGGGAGGAUAGGAUUGCUAAAUGCAGCUUCUUACAUCGUCGGUGUUUGUAUGGGACCGCUCAACGCAUGGGUGGUCGACAAAUUCGGGAGAAAAUGGCCUAUUCGAUGGUACGCUCUCGCAAUGAUCGUGGGCACCGUCAUUGGCUGUGUGGCUGGGUCUCAGUCUGGCAACACGGGUUAUGGCUUGUUCGUGGCAUCAAGGGCUAUCAUCGGAUCGGGUGUACCCGUAUUCCUGAUGGCCGCGCAGAUUGUCAACCAAGAGAUGGCACAUCCGCGAUUCCGUCCUCAAAUGGCUGCCUACUGGGAUUGUAACUGGGUUUUGGGAAGCACCGUGGCUUCCUUCAUCACCUUCGGCACAUCCUACAUCAACUCUUCCUGGUCUUGGCGUAUCCCAUACCUCAUCCAGCUCCUCCCCGCCCUCUACAUGCUAGUCGCCGUCCAAUUCAUGCCCGAGACCCCACGAUUCCUCAUCGCCAAUGGCAAGGAAGAAGAGGCUUACAGAUUCUUUGUGGACUACCACGGCAACGGAGAUGAGGAAGAUGAAUUGGUCAAGUUCGAGUGGAGGGAAAUGAAGGAGACGAUUGAGAUGGAGAAAGGCGAGAAGCUGGGAUGGACACAGCUUUUGAAGACACGGGCGAACGUGCAUCGUCUGGGUUUGGUAGCACUGAUCACUACUAUGCCUCAGCUCAACGGUAGCACGAUAAUCAGCUACUACUACUCAGUCAUCCUCACUCAAUGCGGUAUCACCGGCGCCGGUCAAAUCACUGGUAUCGGUGCCGGGCUCAACAUGUACAGUUUCAUUCUCCAAUGCCUCGGCGUCUACUCUCUCCGCUACUUUGGCCGUCGAUCCAUGGUCCUCUCCACUUGGCCAUUGCUCAUCCUCGGUAUGGCGGCCAUGGCUGCGACGAGUGGUGUCUAUCAGCAUUCAGGGCAAAGCGACAAAGGAGCCGGGAUAGCAAACGUGGUGAUGGUCUGGCUGUAUUCGACGCCGUGGAAUUAUGUGUCGCCCAUCUUCUACUCGUAUCCGGCCGAGAUCUUGAACUAUGAGAUUAGAGGGAAGGGUAUGGCUGUAUGGAAUACUGUCAACCAAGGAUGGGGCGCCUAUGGGUCUUAUGUCAACUCGAUCGCGUUGGACAGCAUUGGAUACAGGUACUACUGCGUCUACAUUCCCAUUCUCGCCCUACAAUGGGUGCUGACCUACUUUUUCAUGGUUGAAGUCAAGGGCUUGACUUUGGAGGAAAUUGCGACAGCUUUCGAAGGUGACAAUGCGGCUGUGGCCAGAGUCGACGCGCGGUUGGCGGAAGGUGUCUCUGGAAAUAUAGGAGAGGGAGACGAUGACGAGAAGAAGCUGGGUCUAUCAGGGGCAUCUGUCAUUGCUCCGGUUAUCUAG